AUGUCGAAGAGUGGUCAACGCCUUCAAGAUGAGGGCUCCCGACUACAAGUCGUCAUAGCAGGCGCAACAGCAGGCCUGAUCUCACGAUUCGUGAUUGCGCCCCUUGAUGUCGUCAAGAUUCGUCUGCAACUCCAAUCGCACUCCCUCUCAGAUCCCACGAGCGGCGCCCCAGUCUACAAAGGCGCAUUGUCCACCGCCCGGCAUAUCCUACAGAAUGAAGGCAUCACAGGACUUUGGAAGGGCAACGUCCCCGCUGAGCUCAUGUAUGUGAGCUAUGCUGCAUUACAGUUCACUACGUAUCGGAGCAUCAGUAUGGCCCUGAGCAGCAUUUCCGGCGAGAAGGGCCUGAACAAGAGCGUGGAGAGUUUCAUAGCUGGAGCUGGCGCAGGAGCGACAGCGACCACGGCUACGUACCCGCUGGACCUCCUGCGCACCAGAUUCGCAGCGCAAGGCACCGAGAGGGUAUAUACUUCUCUGUUCAGGGCUGUGCGGGACAUCAGACGCGAUGAAGGGACCAGAGGGUUUUUCCGCGGACUGGGGCCCGGGCUUGCGCAGAUCGUGCCGUUCAUGGGGCUCUUCUUUGCUAUCUACGAGUCGCUCCGUCUUCCAUUGUCUCAGUUCAACCUCCCGUUCGGAGGUGGUGAUGCCACCGCAGGCGUGAUUGCUAGUGUCGUUGCGAAAACCGGCGUCUUCCCGCUGGAUCUUGUUCGGAAAAGGAUACAGGUCCAGGGACCAACAAGGGCAAAGUAUGUGCAUAAGAACAUACCAGUGUAUGAUAUGGGUACGGUAAAGGCAAUCAAGACCAUUGUUGCUAGAGAAGGCUUCAGGGGCUUGUAUAGAGGCUUGACGGUCAGCCUGUUGAAGGCAGCACCAGCGAGUGCGGUUACGGUUUGGACAUAUGAGCGGGUAUUGAACAUCCUGAUUGGGAAAACAGUCGGCGGAGGGGAUAAACAGAAUGCAUAG
Messenger RNA from Truncatella angustata, 963 nucleotides. RefSeq names its product mitochondrial thiamine pyrophosphate carrier 1. Lineage: Eukaryota; Fungi; Ascomycota; Sordariomycetes; Amphisphaeriales; Sporocadaceae. The coding region runs from base 1 to 963 and encodes 320 amino acids. The record is from RefSeq and is a predicted model, not a curated record. Gene Ontology annotation, cellular component: mitochondrial inner membrane. The transcript has 2 exons. Gene Ontology annotation, biological process: thiamine pyrophosphate transmembrane transport. Gene Ontology annotation, molecular function: thiamine transmembrane transporter activity.